Amoebophrya sp. A25 is the source of this 2117-nucleotide messenger RNA. The record is from the annotation of a GenBank genome assembly. Lineage: Eukaryota; Dinophyceae; Syndiniales; Amoebophryaceae.
CUAGUAGCGCAGUGUUCUGCACACUCUACUUCUUCAAGAUGUUUCCCUCUUCUGUAAAGAUACUUCCGGCCGCUUCUAAGAGACACCUCCGGCUUUUAUCGUGGUGCACGAGCAUUGGUCUGGAAACUGAUCAUGACGAUUGUUCUCCUUGUCUACUUGUUGUUGAGGCGGUGGAAGCACACUCAUUGAACUACCUACACUUUAAAUAAGAGAAGUUCGAGUUCCUCUAGUUUGUCUCUACGACUGGAAACACACUACCAUAAUUUUAUUGAUUUUUUUGUACUGACGACUGACCUGCACGAUCAUGAAGUUUUAUUAGUAGAGCAAGCGCUGUGCUCAUGGGUUCCGAGUACUUGACGCUACUUGGUCUCCCGCUGGUGGGAAGAGAAAGAUUUGCAACGUCGAUAGGGCAGUAUGAGUUUGUUAGCGGCUGUUAGCUACCCGCACGAUCCGCCGCCGGACCCGCCUGAGGAGGCUAGCCGCAUGGACAUCAGCGCCAUCAGUUCUUCGUCAGCUUCUACCGCGCAAACGGGCUCAGGGUUUAAGACUGCUUCACCACACAUAGACCUCGAGUUUUACCACGCAGGGCUGAGAGAGAUAGGGCGAGACGGCAUUUGGUAUCUCUCGAGCGCAAAGGGUGGAAACGGUAUAGAGCAGCUGCGCGACAGUAACACAGAGACAUUCUGGCAGUCCGAUGGUCUACUUCCGCACCUCGUCAACGUCGCUUUCCCGCGCAAGGCUUCGAUUACCGAAAUACACAUCUAUAUGUCCUACAAGGUGCUUCUGAGAAAAAAUUCAAUGUUUUGUAUCCUGUUGCACUUGCACAUCACAACUAACAUGUCGUUCUGCUCCACAAAAAUGUCAUUUAUUCCACAUGGUACUUGUUGUAGUUUCUUCUCCACCUCGUUUCAUCACUCAGGUCGACGAAUCCUAUACGCCGUCGCUAAUCUCUGUCCGUGUGGGGAAUGCCGUCGAGGAUCUCAGUGAAAUUCAGACGUUCGAGCUAAAAGAGCCUGAAGGAUGGGUGGUGUUGCCUUUGACUCGCGCAGCCGCCGAGCGCUAUCGGCUUCACGAGCCCGAUAAGAACGCUGACCAAGAGGAGCUCGAGACCUAUUGGAAUGUAUGAGACGCGCCGACGCUUAAAUACUGUAUGAGAAUGGAGAAGCUAGUGCCUCAAUCACUCCUCUUCUUGUGAUCGUUCUGGUUGUUUUUCUUCGAACUAAAGUUAUAUAUACAUAGAAGUAUCUAAUAUUGGUCGUGACUAUAGUACGCCUCGUCUACUAAUCUAAAUGUACUUAUAAUAUAACAAAUUGUAGAAGUACAAUCAAGUACCAGUUCCAUGAUGCUGGCAAUGGCAUCUAGAAGAAGUUGUCGCGUACAGUAUAAGUACUACUUAGCUGCAUCAAGAACGGCAGCAAGAUUCAUAUAUGCUGCAUAGUCGUGGAACUGGAAUGCCGCCACCGACGGCGAAUGGCGUGGUUGCUCGCGACCCAAGUGUUGUUGAGGAAGUGCGCGCCUUCCACCUCCAAAUCGCGCUCCUCGCGAAUCACCAGAACGGACGGGACACGCAUGUACGGCAAAUCCGUAUUUUCUCACCGCGGUCGAGUGUACUACCACCUGUCCUCUCGAACUUGUGUCCAGUAGGCCCACAAACGGUUGACUUGCUUCAGUUCGCGUGUAUCCGAUGAUGAGACCGGAAAGAGCGAAGGAUGACGGUCGAACGCUAAUAUAUAGAAAAUGAUGGGAGGACGACUAACUAUCGUGACACGUCGGCGCCAUAGCGAAGUCGAUCAUACCCCUGUUGUUUCAGGGACAAAAAACAUAGCGACCAACAACAUGAAUAGAAGCAAGAUGCGCUCCUUCUAUCUGGUGACCAGAAAUCAAGUCAUUUUUGUUUGAUGAAAGACAGGCAGCGAUCGCAGCUAGUGCUUGCUGGAAUAUAAUGAUUGUUCUAUUAACAACUUAAGAUUGUCAAAGUAUUCGCACUGCAACAGCAUUCAUGUAGCAUAUUUAACAAGCUAACUGUUGCGACAGGUGCAACUGCAUUUGUGCGGCAACAAGACUGUAGCCUGCUUUACCGGCAUCGUCAUUUAAAGAUGCUGGCAUGAAGAUUCCAC